Molecule: messenger RNA, 954 nt
Organism: Taeniopygia guttata (zebra finch)
Lineage: Eukaryota; Metazoa; Chordata; Aves; Passeriformes; Estrildidae
Source: RefSeq, a predicted model, not a curated record
AUGGCGCCGGGCGAAGAACCGAAGGAGGUACCGGGACUCCCCCUGCCCCGGGACCCGCCGGGGACGGGACCCUGGAGCGGAUGUGUGCCCGGCGGUGCCGCUGUCGGGACGGCCCCGGGGGGACGGAGGGGACUCGGGGGCCCCGACGGGCCUGGGCCGGUCUCGCCCGGUUUAGCUUGCGGAUCUCGGGGGUUUAAUGUCAUUUUUCGCCCCGAUCUCGGUGCGACCGCCGGGAACGGGAGCGGGGCUUUCUCGAGAGGAGCAGAUCCCGCCGGAUCCAGGGUGGUGGUGCGGGAGCAGAGCCCCGCGGAUCCCGGGGGAAGAGGAGAGCAGAUCCCGGUGGAUUCCCAGGGAAAGAGGCUCAGCUCCGAGUGGACGAUCCAGCGGAAGCUGCGGGAAUUCUUUGCCAUCCCGCGGUGCCUGGUCAGCGUGUUCAGCCUGUUCCUGGUGGAGCUGAUCCGCUUCCUUGGCGAGGCCGUGGUCCAGGCGCUGGUGGUCGGUGUCCUGACAGCCAUUGGCGACCACGUCCUGAAGCCCUUCCUGGCGGCGGCGUUCCACAGCCUGCUGCAGCCGCUCCUGCUCUUCCUGCUGAAGGUGCUGGGUGGUGUCCGGGACCUGACGGAUCCUGUGCUGGACGUGGUGGCCCGGGUGUGCUCCCAGCUGGCCGUGCUGCUCCGCGCCGUCCGGCUGGUGGAGAUCCGCCUGCGCCCGGACCUGCGGGCUGGCCCCGGCGACGGCGGCGGAUGAGGACAGCCGUGGGUGGCCAGAUAAGAUAAGGAAGAAGAAUUCCUGGGAAUUGCAGAAGAGCGGGACCAGCUGCGGCCCAGGAGACACCGUUGUCUCCACGUGUGUCCAAGCAGGGGGCAGCUCAUGGUGUGCUGGGAGGGCAGUUUGGAUCUUCUAGUUCUGCAAAUAUCUCCUUAACUUAAUUAAAUUCCAAUUUUAUCCAUUGGA